Molecule: messenger RNA, 780 nt
Organism: Peronospora belbahrii
Lineage: Eukaryota; Oomycota; Peronosporomycetes; Peronosporales; Peronosporaceae
Source: the annotation of a GenBank genome assembly
AUGGCUGCCAAGUAUCAGAUUGUUUUGAUCCGUCAUGGCGAGAGCCAAUGGAAUGUCGAUAACAAAUUUACAGGCUGGCAUGAUGUGCCUCUAUCUUUGAAGGGUGAAGAAGAGUCACAUGAUGCUGGCAAGGUACUGAAAGACGCGGGCUUUAAGUUUAACUUGGCUUAUACUUCAGUACUUAAGCGUGCUAUCAAGACGCUAUGGAACAUUCUAGAGGAGAUGGACCUCAUGUGGAUACCCGUAAUGCGCUCAUGGCGUCUUAAUGAACGCCACUACGGUGCACUUACGGGCCUAAACAAGCAGGAAACGGUAGACCAGCAUGGCAUUGAGAAAGUCAAGAUCUGGCGCCGCAGCUAUGCGACGCCACCUCCGCCGCUUGAUGCCAGUAGUCUGUACUACCCUGGCAACGAUCCCAAAUACGCGGGCGUGUCCAAGGAGUUGCUGCCUUUUGCUGAGUCUCUAGCCACGACGGGCGUGCGUAUGCUGCCGUAUUGGGAAGACACUAUCGUUCCAUCGAUUAAAGAAGGAAAGAAGAUUGUGAUAGCAGCACACGGCAACUCGCUACGUGCGCUUGUGAAACAUCUGGACAACAUUCCAGAGGACACAAUCACUGGUCUCAACAUUCCUACGGGUGUGCCUCUCGUCUACGACCUGGAUGAGAACUUGAAGCCUGUGCCGCACAAGGACGCCAUUGCUCCUUUGUCUGGAUAUUACAUCGGCAAUCAGGAGGAGAUUAAGGCACGCAUUGCCGGCGUUGCAAACCAGACCAAGACUUAA